GAUAAUUAUUCAGGCGAAACCUCUAAUGAUAAAAGGAGAUUCAAUAAAUGUGAAUUACAAGAGCUUAGUUGAUUCAACAUUGAAAGAAGAUUACGAUCAAAUAGAAAUGGAAAGAAUAAUUUAUUGUGCAGCUGCUAGCCUAUACAGUCCAUCCCCAAAACUUCGGCCAACAAUGGGACAGAUAGUUAGAACUCUUGAAGGAAAAAUGCCACAUAAGGAAUUAUGGGUUGUGGAAGGAACGCAGUCAGCUUCUAAUGAUGAUUAUAAAGCAUAUGAACUGAAGACAUAUAAAUUUUCAGAACUAGCAAAAGCAACUGGCCAUUUCACCAACGGUAGACUCCUCGGCGGCGGGGGCUUUGGUUCUGUCUAUAGGGGAUCCCUUCCGAGAGGGAAAGACGUAGCAAUUAAGAAACUUAACUAUGAGAUCAGUGGACAGGAACAAGAAGAAUUUGAAAAGGAGGUUAAUGCCGUUGGCAUUGUGCGCCAUGGAAAUCUUGUUAAGCUGGUUGGCUACUGCAAUGAAGAUUCUGACAGAUUGCUUGUUUUAGAGUUUGUUACCAACAAAUCCUUGAGAUAUCAUCUAAAUGAUGAACUGCGAAGAUCAAAUUUGAAAUGGUCAGAGAGAAUGAAAAUUGCUAAAGGUUCUGCAAAGGGAUUAGCAUAUCUGCAUGAAGGAUGUAAUUCUAAAAUCAUCCAUCGUGACAUUAAAGCUGAAAAUAUACUUCUUGAUGAAAAUUGUAAGCCAAAGAUUGCAGAUUUUGGACUUGCAAAGUUUUUUCCAAUAACUAAUAGUGUCACUCACAUCAGCUCUCAUUGGAAGGGAACCUACGUCUAUGCAGAUCCAGAAAAUUACAAUACUCAACAAGGUGAAUCUAUUCAACAACUUUCUGACAAAUCAGACGUCUAUUCUUUUGGUGUUGUGCUUCUGGAACUUAUUUCUGGAAGAAAAAUUAACGAUGAACAUAAAGUUGAUAUUGUGAAGUGGGCAAAGCCUUUGAUGAUCAAAGGAGAUUCAGUCGAAAUCAAUUACAGUAGUCUUGUUGAUUCCACAUUGAAAGGACAUUACGACGAAAAAGAAAUAGAAAUAAUGAUUUGUUGUGCUGCUGCUAGUGUAUAUCGACCUGCUAAACUUCGACCAAGAAUGAAACAGAUAGUUGAAGCUCUUGAAGGAAACAUGUCUCCCAGUGAAUUAUGGGCUGUGGAAGAUGUUGAGUCUGGAUCUCGAAAGCCAAAUGAACUGGAACUGGAGCGUCCUUCAUUGCUGAAGAAAUUUGAUUUUGGUUUUCUAGCCAAGGCAGCUGAUAGUUUCUCAGGAAAACACCUUCUUCGACAGCAUGGCUUGUGUCCAGUCUAUGAGGGAGUGCUUCCAGGUAUUGAUCAAAGUAAGGUGGCAAUUAAGAGACUUAUGUACGAGUUCUCUCAACAGAAUAAACAAGAAUUCGAGAAGGAGAUUAUGGCCAUUAGCAAUGUUAAUCAUCGAAAUAUUGUUAAUCUAAUUGGAUACUGCAGUGAUGAGGAAGACAAUAGACUGCUUGUUUUUGAGUUUGUAGCCAACAAUUCCUUGAAAUUUCAUUUACAUGAAAAUGGAGGAUCAACUAUAGACUGGACAAGUAGAAUGGAAAUCGCCAAAGGCUCGGCCAGAGGAUUAAAAUAUAUGCAUGAAGACAGUGGACACAGAAUUUUACAUUUGUAUGUCAAGUCCGAUAACAUUCUUCUUUGUGAUAAAUUUAUACCAAAGCUUGCAGAAUUUGGAAGUGCCAAGAUUUUCCCGGAUUCUGUUACUCAUCUCUCUAUCAGCAAAAUUAUGCAAAAUUCCGGAUAUAUGGCUCCUGAGUAUCAAUCUACUAGCAAGUUGACUGAUAAGCUUGACAUUUAUUCCUUUGGUGUAAUUCUUUUGGAGUUGAUUACCCGGAAACAACCAGUUGGUCAUUUCAGUGGUCACAAGAACAUGGUUAAAUGGGCUAAGCCACUGCUCUCACAAAGUCUGUUGGAAGGAAAGGACAAGUUCGAUUUUGUUGAUAAGAAAUUACAGAAGUACAACACUGAACAAAUGGAUCGAAUGGUUGCCUGUGUUUUAGCUUGUGUAGAUGAUGAUCCACAACGUAGGCCACGAAUGAGUCAGAUACUUGAUGUUCUGGAAGGGAAUAAAAGUUUGGAAGAAACAAUCCUGUUUCUAAAUCUGAACCUCUGAUGACAUCCUUUGAUGGUGUAAAAGACACUCUUUUUGGCUUCUCAUCAGAUUUUUCAUUUCAAGAAUGUGAUUUAGAAUCUUAGAUUUUUUGACUUAGAAGUUAAGAAUUCAGGGGUGUUUGUUAUUUUUACA
Messenger RNA from Manihot esculenta (cassava), 2323 nucleotides. RefSeq names its product citron Rho-interacting kinase. The record is from RefSeq and is a predicted model, not a curated record. The transcript is spliced from 16 exons. The coding region runs from base 26 to 2191 and encodes 721 amino acids. NCBI's taxonomy places the organism in Eukaryota, Viridiplantae, Streptophyta, Magnoliopsida, Malpighiales, Euphorbiaceae. Gene Ontology annotation, molecular function: protein kinase activity; ATP binding. Gene Ontology annotation, biological process: protein phosphorylation.